Messenger RNA from Anopheles stephensi (Asian malaria mosquito), 441 nucleotides. RefSeq lists its product as uncharacterized. Bases 1 to 441 code for a protein of 146 amino acids. Gene Ontology annotation, molecular function: nucleic acid binding. The record is from RefSeq and is a predicted model, not a curated record. The transcript has 2 exons. NCBI's taxonomy places the organism in Eukaryota, Metazoa, Arthropoda, Insecta, Diptera, Culicidae.
AUGGGGAUUACCUGGCACUUUACUCCACCUAAGGCUCCACAUUUCGGUGGAUUGUGGGAGGCUGCGGUGAAGACAGCCAAACGACAUCUCUACCGGCAUCUGGGCAGCUCGAGGCUGUCUUACGAAGGGUACAGCACCGUUCUUCAGCAGAUAGAAGCGGCGAUGAACUCGCGUCCCUUGCUGCCGAUGACGGAUGACCCGAACGAUUUGGCCGCGCUUACUCCUGCGCACUUCCUGAUCGGUACUUCCAUGUACGCCGUCCCCGUUCCCGACUACACGCGCCUGAAGACCUACACUUUGGAUGAACUACAAACCUGGCAAUUACUCGUGCAACGUUUCUGGAAGCAUUGGACCACCGACUGCACGAAAUCGCUAGUGCUAACGAUACUGAUGGCUGAGGCUCUGUGCGAAGGUCUUGAUCGUAACGUACGUUUCACUUAG